Molecule: messenger RNA, 305 nt
Organism: Gongylonema pulchrum
Lineage: Eukaryota; Metazoa; Nematoda; Chromadorea; Rhabditida; Gongylonematidae
Source: the annotation of a GenBank genome assembly
AUGCGCUUGACGAGGCCGUUGCUAAGAACUCUAAGUCAGAAAUUUGUGGAUAAAUUGAAUUAUUAUGGAUAUUUUCAUCCGCAGCCGAUCUCCCUGCAAGCUUACAUGGAUUUUGGUCGAGAAGGAACUGUAACAACAUCUUACAAAUUCCUGCAGAAGGAACUUCUUGUUCGACUGGCCAAUAUCAUGAAAGUAAAGUUGAAUCUUUGUCGCUCUGAGAAGUAUACAUUCUUAAGGUUGAGGAUAAUUCGAUAUUCCGUUAUUUGGAUUUUAAAUAAAAUAGUAGAAGAGGGACUGCACUAAGU